UCACUGUCACACCAUGCAUGCGAGAAAUAAAGUUAAAUCGCGCCAAAAGGUUUCACAGAUUUGUGGAUUACAUAAAUAGUAAUUGUUGAUUCGAGUGAUUGUAAAUUAAUGUAUUUGACGUCAACAUGCUUUUCAAAGAAGCAUCUCGUUCAUCUACAGCGAAACAGAGUGAUUUUCAACCAACUGAAUUGGAAAGACAUGUAGUUGAUUAUGUGGAUUGUUCAAAACGAUUUUAUGAAGUAUCGAGAGAUUUUUCAAAACAAUAUGCACACAUUUAUUCAGCUAGAUUAAAUACUUUCCGGAAUAUCUUAGGUGCAGCUAUUCACAAGAAGUGGUCAAACAAAUAUAAGAUAUUGAAAUUGUGCGAGCUUCGCGAGAAACACACAUUGUGUGUUAUCGUCGGAACACUGUUUAAGUUGCAAGAAUUGAAGCCAAGUAUUUUAAAAGAGCUUUCAGAUCAAUUAGAAAUAAUUCCUCAACCUGCAAGGACCCAUUUCGUUCACGAUGCAGAUAGUUUAGUACUGGAAGAUGAGUUACAGAGGAUCAAAUUGGUUGGGGAAUGCAUUGAUGUUCAUCAAGUUGUUACUGGUGUUGUUUGUGCUGUUCUAGGGUCUGAAAAUGAGGAUGGCAUCUUCACAGUGAAGGAUGUUUGCUGGCCAGGAUGUAACAUACAGAAACCAUUGCCUACUCUAAAUAGUGAUAGGUAUGUUGUUCUCAUGUCUGGUUUAAAUCUGGCAUCCAAAUCAGCUGAUCAUAUAUUUUCGUUGCAUCUUCUUCUGGAAUGGUUGUCAGGCAUGUCUGGUACUGCGGAGUACCAGGAGGAGAUCUCAAAAGUGGUCAGGGUUAUUGUUGCUGGUGGUGUGUUUGCCAGUCACUCUAACGAGAGCAGUCUGAAUGAGACAGAUGUGAUAUCAGCAGCGGAGUCAGUGGAUGCUUUCUCCACUGCAGUCAGUGCUGUGGCUCCACUGGACCUCAUGCCUGGCUGCAAGGACCCCACUGGAAUCAUGUUGCCUCAAAAACCAUUCCAUUAUUGCCUAUUCCCUAAAGCUAUCGAAUACAAAUCAUUCAAUAGAGUUUCAAAUCCUUAUGAAUGUGAUAUUGGAGGUUUCUUAUGCCUUGGAACAUCAGGAGAGCCAGUAAAAGAUAUCAUGAGGUACAGCAAGCUGGACAGUCAUUUAGAAAUAUUGAAGAAGACCCUCCAAUGGCGUCAUUUGGCGCCAACAUGCCCUGACACUGUGCCAUGUACCCCAUGCAUUGAUACUGAUCCAUUUACUAUAUACAACUGCCCUGCAAUUUAUUUCAGUGGUGAUUCCAAUGAGUUUGCUACAGAAUUGUAUGAAGGUGAAGACGGACAACGAGUGCGAUUAGUGUGCGUUCCCGAUUUUUGCAACACAAAAACUGUAGCGUUGAUUAAUCUAGCUAAUUUAGAAUGUUACAGCAUGAUGUUUGCGUGAAGUGUUUGUCAUACUUAAUUAUUAUUUUUCUUAAUAAAUGAUUAAUGUAAUCAAU
Molecule: messenger RNA, 1509 nt
Organism: Pectinophora gossypiella (pink bollworm)
Lineage: Eukaryota; Metazoa; Arthropoda; Insecta; Lepidoptera; Gelechiidae
Gene: PolD2
Product: DNA polymerase delta subunit 2
Exons: 8
Coding region: 126-1454 (442 amino acids)
Biological process (GO): DNA replication; DNA strand elongation involved in DNA replication
Cellular component (GO): delta DNA polymerase complex
Molecular function (GO): DNA binding
Source: RefSeq, a predicted model, not a curated record